CAGGGAUCAUGUCAUUUAUGAGGAUGACUCCACUCUGGAUUAUUGUUGCAUCUCUUAACAUAAUCUUUCCAGCUCAUGCUGUGGAUUUUAACCGACCAUCAUUUAUCUCGGUGAAGGCUGGAGAACGUCUUACUCUGAACUGCACAUUUCCAGAUAUAUACAAUACACAACUUGUUGCUUGGUACAAGCAAACCUUUGGAGAGAUGCCUCAGGAGGUGGGGAAAAUUAUAGCAAACAGGGGCACCCAAAUUUCCCCAGAGUUCGACUCCUUGAGGUUUAAUGUAGAGAAAAUCAUGAAUGGCAUUUCUCUGACAAUUGUACAAAUGAAGAAAUCUGAUAAAGGACUGUAUUUCUGUGGAUUAUAUACCUGGGGCAAUUUUUAUUUUUCCAGUGGAACAUUCAUAGCUGUAACAGGUAAUGAAGAUGUAAAAGUAUCAGUGUGGCAGCGCGGCGUGUCGGACUCGGUUCCUGCAGGAGCCUCAGUGACUCUGCAGUGCUCGGUUCUCUCUGAGAGCAGAGCAGCAGAACUCCAAGUGCUCUGGUUCAGAGCUGCUCCACCACAAUCCCAUCCUCAAAUCAUUUACACUCAUCACAACAGCAGCCAUCAGUGUGAGAGCGGCUCUUCUACACACACCUGUGUGUACAACUUCACCAAGAACAUCCUCAGCCUCAAUGAUACUGGAACUUACUACUGCGCUGUGGCCCUGUGUGGGAAGAUCGUAUUUGGGAACGGGACACGAAUACAGCUGGGUGUGAACACAUUCACAGAGCAACAUUUCAAGGGAUCUGAUGCUGUAGUGAUCUGCCUUGCUGUAGCGCUGACAGUGUGUGUGGUGGUGAUUUUUGCUCAUGUGAUUUUAAACUGUAAAAAACAAAAGUUGGAAAAACAUAGAGCAAAACUUCUACAAGGUGUUUUGAAAGAACAAACACACAAUCAGGGCCGUGAUGCUGUGGAGCUGAAUUACGCUGCACUGAGUUUCACUGAGAGGAAAACUAAAAGUGGAAGAAUAAAAAGAGGACAAGCUCAAGAUACUGUUUAUUCUGAAGUGAUUCACACUCCUGCUACUUAGAUUACCGUUAAUAACCUUAUUAAAAUUGUCUGCUCAAUGUUUAAGCCAAAUCAAUGUAAAAAUAUUUCACUGACAUAAUCUGUUCUCUCCGGUGCUGAGAAAUCUAACUUCAUAUGUUACAGGCCUGAUUAGGUUGAAAAGAUUAUGAAGGAAAUGUUGAGUAGCAAUUAUAAACUGAAUCUAUAAUAGCAUAAUAAAGCCUGAAUGUACUUUUUAAACCUAUGUUCCGUUAUAAAGUCGAACAAAUGGUGAGGUCUGUUUAUUUACAAGCACGUAUAACACUUUUGUUCCCUGACACACACACACACACACAGGCUACAGAAGUAUAUAUAAACAAAAAAGAGCUUAAAACAGAGACUUGUGGGACAUCAUACUGCAAGUGUUUCCAUUCUGCAGAAUUUCUGUUCAUGCUAAUAAACUGGUGAUGGUCUUAAGUAAAAUCAGUAACUGGAUUAAACUGCCAUUUGUCUAAACUGGCCAUAUUUCAUGAAUCAUACCUGAUUUUUUAGGGCCAAGUCUUGAAGGUCAAAAUAAAC
Hemibagrus wyckioides is the source of this 1606-nucleotide messenger RNA. RefSeq lists its product as uncharacterized. Gene Ontology annotation, biological process: response to bacterium. NCBI's taxonomy places the organism in Eukaryota, Metazoa, Chordata, Actinopteri, Siluriformes, Bagridae. Bases 9 to 1070 code for a protein of 353 amino acids. The record is from RefSeq and is a predicted model, not a curated record. The transcript is spliced from 6 exons.